Apis florea (little honeybee) is the source of this 2290-nucleotide messenger RNA. It is a transcript of the gene emei, whose product is annotated as transmembrane protein 161-like emei. NCBI's taxonomy places the organism in Eukaryota, Metazoa, Arthropoda, Insecta, Hymenoptera, Apidae. The record is from RefSeq and is a predicted model, not a curated record.
AAUUGUCGAACUUUCCUUUCUAUAGAUAAAACUGGAAUUAACCUCAUAUUCCGUACAAAAGAUUACAAUGUUUUUAGUUUUGAGUGAGGUUACAACUAUUUAUAAAAUGAUCUAUUUCGUUGUGUGUUAUUUAAAAUGGUGAAAUAUAGUUUAAUAUUGUUAAACAUAAGAUAAUUCAUUAUUAUUAAUAUAUUUUAGUAUUGACAAGUAGUAAUUAACAAUUUCUCAAGAAAUUUCUAUUUCACAAUUUCACAAUGGAACAAAUACUUCUGUAAAAUAAAUAAUCCUUGGUUUAAUUUUAAUUUACUCAUUUUCAAUCAUGGCUCUCUUAGGAGCUCAAUUAGUUAUCACACUUAUUAUGGUCAGUGUCAUUCAAAAAUUAACUCCACAUUUUUCUUUAGCAAGAUGGAUUUUAUGUUCUACUGGGUUGACACGUUAUUUGUAUCCAACUGAUCAGCAGCUUAGAACUCUUGCUGGUGUACCAAAAGAAAAACCUAAAAAAGGCAAACAUACAGAAAAUGGAAAGGUUAAAGAAGUUUUUCAUGUUCCUAGAAAUUUAGAUAUUACGCUUGAGAAUACUAAAAUAACUAUAUUAGAUGUAGUACAUUUAAAAUAUUAUACAGAAUAUCAGUGGUUAUUGGAUUUUUCUAUUUAUGCUACUGCAGUUUAUGUUAUGACAGAGAUAUAUAAUUAUUUAUAUCCAAUCAAAGAUGAAAUUAAUUUAAGUAUGCUUUGGUGCUCAUUAGUUUUGGGUUUUGCAUUUAAAGUAUUACUUUCCUUGUGGAUACAAUAUUUCAAAGGAGAAGAAAGCAUAGGUGAAAGAUCUACAUGUAUUGUAACUGGAUUUGCUUAUCUUCUUAUAGCUAUGACAAUUUUUAUUGUUGAUGAAAAUAAUCUUGAAAUUGGAUUGGAUAAAGCUUAUGCAAGUUUCAAUCAUAGUGCAUCUCUUUUUUUAAAUAAUCAAGGUCUUUCUUCUACAGGACCUGCAUCAAAAAUUAUAGUAAAGUUCUUCCUUGCUUUGUGGUGUGGUUUACUUGGUUCCUUGUUUACUUUUCCAGGUUUAAGAAUAUCAAAAAUGCAUUGGGAUAUAUUAAGAUAUUAUAAAGAUCAGAAAUUAUUAUUAUUAAUAGCAAACAUCAGUUAUGCUUCUCCACUUUUAUUAAUAAGCUUAUGGAUUAAACCUAUAAGCAGAGAUUAUCUCACUAUUCGAAUAUUUAGUGGUAUGAGUGGGCCAUUGAUGACAACUUCAACUUUUGAGAGUAUGAGAUUAAUUGCAAUUAUUGUUGCAGUUUUGUUAAAAUUUUUAUUGAUGCCAAUAUAUUUACAAUCAUAUCUUAAUUUAGCUAUGCAAAGAUUAGAAAAUCAAAAAAAAGAAGCUGGUAGAAUUACAAACAUAGAUUUACAAAAGAAGAUUGCUGCAGUAUUUUAUUAUUUAUGUGUUGUAGCUUUACAAUUUAUCGUUCCGAUAAUUAUAUGUUUAUUUUUUACAUUCAUGUAUAAAACUCUAGGUGGUUAUACAUGGGAAGGGUUUUUAAAAGCACCGUUACUUGAAGAAUGCCCAGCUGAUGAAUUACCAGAAUUUAUAUCAGAUGUAAUAAGUAAUUAUGAUAAUGAAAAAACUGUUGUGCAAGCAGCACAAGAUUUUCAAUUUACUCUAAGUUCCUUAAAACAGAAUUCUAAUAUAUUUUUAUACAGAUAUUUACUGUGGAUGUCUAUAGAGGAUUAUUAGGUUUAGCAACAUGGUGGAGUUGUUUUUCAUUAUUUGCAACUACCGCUAUGGGUAUGUUUUAUCAAUCAUAUUUCUCUAACAUGUAAAACAAUAUUAUAAAAAAGAAUCAUUUCGCACAAAUUUAUGUUAUGAUUAAUUUAUCAAUACUAAAAUCAUUGAAAUAUUUAUAAACAUAAUGAAAUGAUGUAUUUUGAAAAAUAUACCUAUUUAAGGUAUGCACAAUAUUGAUUGUUUAAAGGAAUUAAGGAAUUACUAUUAUUAAAAAUUUUAUAAUAUGAAUAGCAAUAAAAAUUUUAUUAUUAUAACAUGUAUAAAUAUUAUAUCAAAAUUAAAAUUACAAAUAGACAAUUGUAUCUUUGUAUUGCAAAUUUUUUAUAUUGGAUAUUAUACUAUAUAACAUGCAAUGUUUAUAUAAAAAUUUAAAAGAACAUUUUGUAAUAUAAAAUACUGCAAAUUAUUGAAUACAAAAGAGUAUAAAAUAUUUUCAAAACAAAUUUAAAAAAUGUUUUACAAUAAAAAAUAAAUAAGACUUCUAUGUGUGCAAAAUAUGAAUAAAUCAAA